CACUUUAUUUUGUAAGUGAAACACAGCUGGUAACAUAUUCGAGCCUGUAUGUCAUUAGAAAAAUCAGGGGUCUUCUAUAGGAAAAGAGCAGCUCUGCCAAGUCCCUUUGUCCUGACAUGCAGUGGUCUCAUGGGUUUUCAGCUGCAAGGACCUUCCAGCACCCAGCACGGUGGCUGGCAUGUAGCACUUAGCAGCGGCUGCACUGCCAGGAGCAAAGUCGGGCACCCCAGAAGGUUCCGGUUCCUAAUUGUAAAAAUGAAAAGUCGACCUUUCUUUGUCAGCGCCGCCCCGGGGCACAGAGAAGGUUCAGUGUUCUGCCGAAGCCUGACCCAGCCAAGAGGAAGAGGGGAGCUGUCCUGGGCCCAGAUUCAACCCCAGGGAGACUAUGAGGGCUGGAGAAAAGAGAGCGGAUCGCGGCAAUUCCUGUUCAGUGCCUGCCAUGUGCCAGGAAAAUUCACUUCUAUUGUCUCACGCCGUCUCCCUAACAGCUCCGACAACAGAAUUAUGGUCCCAUUUUCUCCGACGGGGAAAGCCAAGAUUCAGAGUGGCUCCAUGCCUUGGCCCAGGUCGCUCACGCCGGCUGGAAGCGGGUGGAGUGCAACCUUUCUCCAAGUCCGAGCCCUGUGGCCUGCCCCUCCUCCACCCGGGGAGGCACUGCGGCGCCUACUCCGUUUGCGUAGCAGCCGCGGUUCUCGGGGCGGGGGACAGAAUCCCGCAAAGAGGGCCUCGCGGAACCCGGGGAGCCCAGCUCGGCCACACGCAGGAGCCCCGAGGCGAUCUCACAGUCCCAAGUUACGAAGUUUCCGUGCCAUCCGCGGGUCUCCGCGCCGCGGCGGUUACGCCGUUGGCGCAGCGGGGCUCAGGUGCUGCGGCAGGCGGGGGCCCGGAGCCGGGAGCAAGGCGGGGACGCAGUUUACGUAAGCGUCCGCUCGCAGGUGCAUGCGGCCGCCGCCGGCGCGAGCGCCCUGCGCGCUCCCAGGUGCGCAGUUGGCGCAGGCGCAGGCGCAGGCUCGGCGCGGCGGGCGCUGGCUGGCGCUCUCAGGUGCGGCAGGGCGCGCGUGGAGGGGGCGCGCGGAGAGCCGGGGGGCGGGCUUUCCGUUCCCCCAGCAGCCGCGGGGCCCGCCCCCCGGCUCGGCCAAUGAGCGCGCUCGGCGGUGUCACGUGCUCGCCGCCGCCGCCGCCGAAGCCGAAGCGAAGACCGGAGCCGCGAGCGCCACCAGGGCAGCACCCGCCGCAGCCGCCGCCGCUGGGCUGAGGAGAACCGGGAGACGCGGGCGGACGAAGUGGCGGCGGCGGCGGAGCAGGAGCGGGCAGCCGGGCGCGGGCAGAGCGUGGCGGCGCGGGUGUAUUCCGGAUUUCAAAUGUUUUUGGUGUGUUGGCACUGAGUUGUCAAGGGACUCAGGCUUAUGAGGAGCUUCUGUCACACACAACAGUGUCUAGUGAAGACGACAAAGAGGGAAAAGGAUCCGAGGAAAAAGCCAAGAUACUGUAGAAAACCAUGAGAUCUAUUCGAUCUUUCGCCAAUGAUGAUCGCCAUGUUAUGGUGAAACAUUCAACAAUCUAUCCAUCUCCGGAAGAACUUGAAGCUGUGCAGAAUAUGGUGUCUACUGUUGAAUGUGCUCUUAAACAUGUCUCGGAUUGGCUGGAUGAAACAAAUAAAGGCACAAAAGUAGAGGGUGAGGCAGAAGUGAAGAAAGAUGAAUCUGUAGAAAACUAUUCCAAGGAUCAAGGUGGUCGGACGUUGUGUGGCGUAAUGAGGAUUGGCUUGGUCGCGAAAGGCUUGCUCAUUAAAGAUGAUAUGGACUUGGAGCUGGUUUUAAUGUGCAAAGAGAAACCCACAGAGACCCUGUUAAACACAGUCAAAGAGAAUCUUCCCAUUCAGAUUCAGAAACUCACAGAAGAGAAAUACGAAGUGGAACAAUGUGUGAAUGAGGCUUCUGUUAUAAUUCGGAACACAAAAGAGCCCACACUCACUUUGAAGGUGAUACUUACUUCCCCCCUCAUUAGGGAUGAAUGGGAGAAGAAGGAUGGAGAAAAUGUUGCAAUGAAAGAUCCUCCGGACUUACUGGACAGGCAGAAAUGCCUGAACGCCUUGGCGUCUCUCCGACAUGCCAAAUGGUUUCAGGCAAGGGCAAAUGGAUUAAAAUCAUGUGUAAUUGUUCUCCGCAUUCUCCGUGACUUGUGCAACAGAGUCCCCACGUGGGCACCAUUGAAAGGAUGGCCACUAGAGCUUAUAUGUGAAAAGUCUAUAGGUACUUGUAAUAGACCUUUGGGCGCUGGGGAGGCCUUGAGACGAGUAAUGGAGUGUUUGGCAUCUGGAAUACUACUUCCUGGGGGUCCUGGUCUUCAUGAUCCUUGUGAACGAGACCCCACAGAUGCUCUGAGCUACAUGACAGUCCAGCAAAAAGAAGAUAUUACCCACAGUGCACAGCAUGCACUCAGACUGUCAGCCUUUGGCCAGAUUUAUAAAGUGCUGGAAAUGGACCCCCUUCCAUCAAGUAAACCUUUUCAGAAGUAUAGCUGGUCAGUUACUGAUAAAGAAGGUGCUGGCUCUUCAGCUCUAAAGAGGCCUUUUGAAGAUGGAUUGGGGGAUGAUAAAGAUCCCAAUAAGAAGAUGAAACGAAACCUAAGGAAAAUUCUGGACAGUAAAGCAAUCGACCUUAUGAACGCACUGAUGAGGCUGAACCAGAUCAGGCCUGGGCUUCAGUACAAGCUUCUGUCUCAGUCAGGCCCUGUCCACGCUCCGGUCUUCACGAUGUCUGUAGAUGUGGAUGGCACAACGUACGAAGCGUCAGGGCCAUCCAAGAAGACAGCCAAGCUUCAUGUAGCAGUGAAGGUGUUACAGGCAAUGGGAUACCCAACAGGCUUUGAUGCAGACAUUGAAUGUAUGAGUUCUGAUGAAAAAUCAGAUAAUGAAAGUAAAAACGAAACAGUGUCUUCAAACUCAAGCAAUAAUACUGGAAAUUCUGCAACUGAAACCUCCAGUACCUUAGAGGUAAGAACUCAGGGCCCUAUCCUCACAGCAAGUGGCAAAAACCCCGUCAUGGAGCUCAAUGAGAAGAGAAGAGGGCUCAAAUAUGAGCUCAUCUCAGAGACCGGGGGGAGCCACGACAAGCGCUUUGUGAUGGAGGUGGAGGUCGAUGGACAGAAGUUCAGGGGUGCAGGUCCAAAUAAGAAAGUGGCGAAAGCAAGUGCAGCUUUGGCUGCCCUGGAGAAACUCUUCUCUGGGCCCAACGCAGCAAAUAGUAAGAAGAAGAAGAUUAUCCCCCAGGCAAAGGGGGCUGUGAAUACAGCCGUGUCCGCAGCAGUCCAAGCUGUUCGGGGCAGAGGACGAGGUGCUCUGACAAGGGGAGCUUUCGUUGGGGCGACUGCUGCUCCUGGCUACAUAGCUCCAGGCUAUGGAACACCAUAUGGUUACAGCACAGCUGCCCCCGCCUAUGGUUAAUACUUUUAAGCAGUUUUCAGCACGUUUAUCUCACUUUAUUCUCGUUCUCCUCGGACCUUCGUAGCCAUAUCACUUGUAUAAAAUAGGCUGAGAUAUAGUGACUGUAAGCUGUGAUCUCAGUAUACAAAGGUAAGCUCUUUUAUUUUCUGAUUAAAGAGAAAAAUAUUCAACACAACAUGCAUAUAUGACAAUCAUAUAUGAUGAAUUGGAUCUCUUAGGUCUUAUGUCAUCACAUUACCUUAAUAGAUUUUAUGAUCUAAAUGUAAAAUUAUUGUUUUCAGUUUUUGUUCUGCUGCCCCUGUAACUGCUUUUCAGUGAAGAGAGUCCUUUCAUUUCUGUGAAGUGUAUGUAUGUAUGUAUAUUUGUAUGUAUAGAAACUUAGGAUGCGACGUGUAUAUAAGUUACACUCAUGCACCUGUUUGCAUACAGGAAUGCAGUGGGAGGAUCAGUCCACCUCAGAUGGUUUUAAUGACAGGGCACUGGCCAGAGCACUGGCAUCUCCUAGGCGAGUAAGGUUCGUAACAGUGCUGCUGGUAACAGAUGUCCAUGAUCCACACGCACAGCAGUUGCCCAAGAGAGGAUCAAAGUGCCAAUUUCUCAAGGAGAGAAGCUUCUCUGAGAAAUGAACAUCUCUGUUCUGUGUUGUAUGCCCCAGUACAACAGCAAGAAGCCAUACCAAAAAAAAAGCAAUAGAAAAUGGCAAAAACCAAAAUCUUAAGGUAACUAUGGAAAAACGCGUAACUGACCAGGAUAAGCUGAUCAUCUGCAGAACCUACUUUCAUGAGACUCAGACUGGUGACUGCUGAGUCUGCAGAGACCAAACUGACUCCACGCAGCCCUGCUACCUUGCCGAGGCCCACAGCCAGGUUACCCCGUCUCAGCCGUGCUGAGCCCAGGUGCACAAGCAAGGGUGAGGCCCAGGCCCAGCACUGACAAAGACUAAUUCAUCCCAUGUACCCAUAGAUGCAUCCCCUUAUGUGUUAGCUGUCCUGCGCUGAGGCUGUGUAUCACAUGUGCAUGUGAGCACACACACACAGAUUAAAAUGAAUUUCAUGGAUUUA
This is a messenger RNA of Ochotona princeps (American pika), 4506 nucleotides long. It is a transcript of the gene STRBP, whose product is annotated as spermatid perinuclear RNA binding protein. Gene Ontology annotation, molecular function: single-stranded RNA binding; double-stranded RNA binding. Lineage: Eukaryota; Metazoa; Chordata; Mammalia; Lagomorpha; Ochotonidae. The transcript is spliced from 18 exons. Gene Ontology annotation, cellular component: precatalytic spliceosome. The record is from RefSeq and is a predicted model, not a curated record. Bases 1499 to 3445 code for a protein of 648 amino acids.